CACCGGGGUGACAGGCUCGUGCCACUCUUGUGACCCAGGUGAAGCUGCGGACAUGGCGCUGCAGUUUACAGAGGAGGACUUCCAGGAGGCGUGGAGGGAGCUGGACGAGCCUCAGCUGGACGGAGGAUGGGAGCUGUUCACCGAGACGAUGGGGGUCAAAAUCUACCGCCUGUACGACAAGGAAACUGGACUUUAUGAGUACAAAGUCUUUGGUGUGCUCACCACCUGCACUCCAGAGCUGUGUGCAGAUGUCUACAUGGACUUGGCCUAUCGGAAACAAUGGGAUGGAUAUGUCAAAGAGCUGUAUGAGAAGGACUUUGACGGACAUACAGCCAUCUACUGGGAAGUGAAAUACCCAUUUCCUCUGUCGAACCGAGAUUAUGUGUAUGUGAGGGAGCGGAGAGACCUCACUGUCGAUGGCAGGAAGAUCUCGGUGAUCCUGGCCAGAAGCUCCACGCAGACCCCCUGUGCAGAAAAGAGUGGGGUGCUGAGGGUGAAGGACUACAAGCAGAGCGUGGCCAUGGAGAGCGACGGCGCCUGUGGCACUAAAGUUUUCAUGAACUACUUUGAUAACCCUGGUGGCAUGAUUCCCACCUGGCUGGUGAACUGGGCAGCUAAGAGUGGGGUUCCAGCUUUCUUAACAGACAUGCAGAAGGCCUGCAGCAAUUACAAAAACCACUGCCAGAAGAAAUGAAUGCAACUGAUGGGGAUUGCCUCAUGCCCAAGGGCUACUAUUAACACACUGUUCAGUAAAUUCUAGUUUUUAUUUUCUGUGAAUUAUUCGGAUGCUGAUAUGACUGAUUGUGACUUUUUCCUGUGGUAGUGGGUGAAAGUGUCAUAGUGUGGAUUGCUACAUGUUAUUGUAGCAUACUGUUGACUGCAGCAUGUGCAUGACAGGCUGCCCUCAUUAAAGGGCUGGUAUGAAAUCUGUAUUGUUCCAUUGUGCUGUAUCAACAAAUACUGUGCUGGCUUUUGUGUGCAAUUAACGUCCACUCCCUCCAGGAUUUUGGAGUUUAUUUGGAAUAAUUUGGGAUAAAUAUAUUCCUUUUUUUUUUUUUUUUUUUGCACUGAAUCCUGACAAAUUGCAAGGCAGUUUGUGAGUCUUUUAUUACUUUAAAGAGGAGAUAGUGAAUGUGGUGAAUCCACAACAGUGAUUGGUAAAGAUUGCAGCUCUUCACAAAUAACCAGCUUUGACCUCUUAAUUUGGCUGUAAAAUCCUGCAAAAUUCUGGAGGCACUGAACAUUUGAUUUUUUUUAAAACAUAUUUUACAUAUGUGACAGUCAGAUAAAAAUAUAAUUUGAUUUAUUGUAUGUAUUAUUUAACACUUAAAUCUCCCCAUUGUCAGUUACAAUCACUGGAAUACACAUUUUAUUUGUGAUAAUCAUUUGCUUUCAGAGGUGUUAUUAACUGUAUAUUUGGCUGUAGCUACUAGAGUUACACCCAAGAUUCUAGGAUUAUAGCCUACUUGAGAUUACUUUUGAAAGGGUAAGUUACCCGUGCAAGGUCAUGUAACAAUACAGUAUCCUGCUUAGUUAUGGAUGCAAAAUAAUGCAUGUACUAUCAAACAUUUUUUAGGCAGAAAUGUAUAAGACUACAACCAACCUCAGUACUCCUGUUGUUUCAGGUGAAUAUGGAUUUGAUCCUACAAUCAUCAGCUUGUAUUACUGUGCAACAGAUGAAUAAAUUUUCAUUUGGGAAUCUGCUCUGUAAUCCAUGUGCAUUGGUUGUGUUAUACAAUGUUUGUGUAAUGCAUUCUUUCCAUCACAGUAAAGGAUU
This is a messenger RNA of Myripristis murdjan (pinecone soldierfish), 1777 nucleotides long. It is a transcript of the gene pctp, whose product is annotated as phosphatidylcholine transfer protein. Bases 53 to 694 code for a protein of 213 amino acids. The transcript is spliced from 6 exons. The record is from RefSeq and is a predicted model, not a curated record. Lineage: Eukaryota; Metazoa; Chordata; Actinopteri; Holocentriformes; Holocentridae. Gene Ontology annotation, molecular function: phosphatidylcholine binding; phosphatidylcholine intramembrane carrier activity.